CUUUGUUUAUGUGUAUAAGAAAAUUAUGAUAAUAUGAAUUAAAUGAAGAAUCGUUAGUGUAAAAAUUUCAUUGAUGUGUUAGAAAUACCUAUAUUCACAAGGAUUUAUACUUUUAAAAUGAUGUCAAAGACUAUCUUUAUUAUAACUAUGACCAGUUUGGUUUCCAGUGAUUUCUACAGUUCCCGUUACGAUGAUUUCGAUGUCCAACCUCUGUUAGAGAAUGAUAGGAUACUACUUAGCUACACUAAGUGUUUCCUGGAUCAAGGACCGUGCACACCUGAAGCUAAGGAUUUUAAAAAAGUGAUUCCUGAGGCGCUUGAGACAUCUUGCGGUAAAUGUACACCGAAACAAAAAGAACUAAUAAAAAAAGUGAUAAGAGCAGUGAUGGAUAGUCAUCCCGAAGCUUGGGACCAACUAGUUGACAAGUAUGACAAAGAAAAGAAAUACAGAGAUAAUUUCAAUAAGUUUCUGGAAGAGCAAUAAGGAAUGUAAAGGAUACAUUGUGACAACAUUGUGAAUAAAUAGAAUUUCCUAAAUAUAUGUCACGUUUGAAAGAAAAGGUUAACAAAAAAUAAACUUAUUAUUUAUCUCUUAAUAAACUAUUUUAGCUUUACAAAUAAGAUAGAUGUGUGACACUUAGUUA
Molecule: messenger RNA, 643 nt
Organism: Amyelois transitella
Lineage: Eukaryota; Metazoa; Arthropoda; Insecta; Lepidoptera; Pyralidae
Gene: CSP11
Product: ejaculatory bulb-specific protein 3-like
Exons: 2
Coding region: 118-483 (121 amino acids)
Source: RefSeq, a predicted model, not a curated record